This is a messenger RNA of Paramisgurnus dabryanus, 1774 nucleotides long. RefSeq lists its product as uncharacterized. NCBI's taxonomy places the organism in Eukaryota, Metazoa, Chordata, Actinopteri, Cypriniformes, Cobitidae. The record is from RefSeq and is a predicted model, not a curated record.
AUGCAGAAGUUACGAGAGAAGUCCAAAUGUUCGGUUUUUAGCUGUGUUAACCCACACGAUUCAUUACACCGUCUCCCAGCAUCAGAACCUCUUCGAAGUGCCUGGUUAAGUUUUAUUUUUCACGGGAAUGUACCCACAUCUGUGGGUAAAGUCAUUUUUGUGUGCGCGAAGCACUUUAAGGACAACCACUUCACCAACCUCCGCCAGUACCAAGAAGGAUUUGCCGACAGACUUCGUCUGAUUGAGGGGUCAAUUCCUUCUAUCUUUGGAGACGAUGAGCAGAGCACUUCGAGCGCUAAACCAACAAGGCAAAAACCAACAUUUGCGAACAAAGUCUGUCAAACAAAACCCCGGAUGUGCUCAGUUGGGACACAGCUUUCUAUGAAAACUCUCCUACCUCGUGUCAAAAGUACAGUGAAGCGACACCGGUUGCUUGAUAUUGAGGAAGAAAUCUCGCCAAUAAAGAGACCCUGUCUGGAGCAGACCGAAGUGGGUGUUGACUCUACAAUGAAACAGAGCCCCCAUGAUCCAACCUACAACCCUGAGGACUCCAUAAGUGCUUUGAAAGAGGAAACUGGACACAUCAUGGACCCUUCCACACCAACCUACAAAAUGCCUACUUAUACUGUAUAUGAAAAAUGCCUCUUAGAACUUUUUGAGGUGUGCCCAGUGUGUCAACGAGGGACAAGGGUGAAGACCAAAACAGUUGGGACCUUUCUGUGUGUAGAGCAGCGAUGUCCACACUGUGAUUUUCUAAGAAUAUGGAAUAGUCAACCACUACAUUGAGGCACCCCAGCAGGGAAUCUACAGCUUUCAGUUGCUGUGUAUUCCAAUGGCAGCUUAUUUUUCAGAGUGGAAAAAAUAUUCCAAGCAAUGAGGCUUCAAAUGUUCCAGCACAACACCUAUAGACGGCAUGCCAGACUUUACAUAGAGCCAGCUAUUAUAUACAAGUGGUAGUCAACACAGGCUGGUAUGGAGACGCUUAAAACACAAAAAGCCAUACUUGGUGGUGACAUGAGGGCUGACUCUCCAGAGGACACAGUGCCAAGUUUGGAAGCUACACAAUGAUGGAUCUGAGGAGCAACAAAGUCAUUGACUUACAACUAGUUCAAAUUAUGUCGAUGACAUCAUGGAGCUGGUCUUUGAACAAGUUUUCCCUGACCCAACUCUGUAUAUAGAUGAGGCAACAGUGGUCUCCGCUUACGUCUCCCGCUUCAAUCCAGGACCAGUCUGAAGCCCACAUACUGUCCCUCAUUGUCUGGAAACUCCUGCCGUAUUCUCAAGACAACACAAGACGGCAGGACAACACGCACUUUCCGGCCCAGAUAUCCCCAGCACCAUGAAACAAAGCACCUGUAUGCACAAUAUCUGUAACGACUAAAACACAAACGGCAGAAAAUAGUUUGAAAUGAAAAUUUGUACAUUAUCUUGUUUCUUAAUAUUUGGAAACUUUGUUUAACCGCGUGUCACCUCUGAAACCUGGAGAUGGGGCAGGGUAUGAAGUGUCUCAUUUGCAUUUAAAAAGACAGCACCAAAAUGACUUUCUCUCAGACGCACAUCAGAAAAGGGGCCUGUGGAGCUAUAAUAAUGAGGAAUUUAGACCCUAGCAUUGCAGUUCCGCUUUAUAUAGACCACAAAUAUAUGAUUUAUAUGUAAAAAUGAAAUAUUUAAAAGCAUGCUAUGUCUGCUUAAAUAUUCUUGACGUAUGCCGGUUAUUAUCCCAAACUCCUUCAAAUAACAACAUCCUAUAAAAUGUUUUUUGCGGAUAAAAUCA